This is a messenger RNA of Hippocampus zosterae (dwarf seahorse), 1467 nucleotides long. RefSeq names its product neuropeptide FF receptor 1 like 2 (gene npffr1l2). Gene Ontology annotation, biological process: G protein-coupled receptor signaling pathway. The record is from RefSeq and is a predicted model, not a curated record. Lineage: Eukaryota; Metazoa; Chordata; Actinopteri; Syngnathiformes; Syngnathidae. Gene Ontology annotation, molecular function: neuropeptide receptor activity; peptide binding. Gene Ontology annotation, cellular component: membrane.
AUGGAACUGCUGGACAACCUGCAAGAUGAAAUGGUGGAGAUGGGAGUUGCAACAAAUAACACAACCUCUCAAUCCAGCCAAGAGACCAUGAAAAUUACAUUUUUCCCCUAUUACCAACAUUCCUUUUAUGUGGCUACAAGCUAUAUCCUGCCAUACAUUUUCAUCUUCUUGCUGUGUAUGGUGGGGAACAUUCUGGUGUGCCUGAUUGUCCUGGGAAGCCGUCAUAUGCGCACAGUCACUAACCUCUUCAUCUUAAACCUGGCUGUCAGUGACCUCCUGGUGGGUAUCUUCUGCAUCCCAACCACACUUGUGGACAACCUAAUAACAGGAUGGCCCUUUUCCAACAUCGUCUGCAAGCUGAGUGGUUUUGUGCAGGGUGUGUCUGUUUCUGCGUCAGUCUUCACAUUGGUGGCAAUCGCUGGUGAAAGGUGUCGCUGCGUCGUGUACCUACACAACAAGACAACCAUGGCGACUGCCAAGUUAGCUAUUGUUGUUAUUUGGCUAGUCGCAAUGGCGAUCAUGUGUCCAGCUGCAGUUGCAUUGACUGUGCAGGAAAUCCCUUUGCACUACAUUGUCUACAAUGAUGAUGCUGACUUCAACCACACACUACCCCUCUACGCCUGCUAUGAAAACUUUGCCAACCCAAAGAUGACAAAGGUUUACACUGCAUUUCUUUUUACUCAUAUCUACCUUGUUCCACUGACGGUGAUCACACUUAUGUAUGGUACCAUUGGUGCCAAACUCUGUUCAUCCGCGGUUGCUACGGAAAUGCCAAGGAAAGCCAACAUCCAUGGCAGCGAUAGGAGACAGGGUAAGCCAGUGUUCUCACAGAAAAAAAUUCGUGCGAUAAAGAUGCUGGUCCUUGUGACCUUGCUUUUCAUGUUGUCAUGGUUACCACUCUGGACUCUCAUGAUGAUGACAGACUAUGGAGGCUUGGAAAUGGACCAACUGGAUCUAUUGAACAGCUACAUCUUCCCCUUUGCUCACUGGCUGGCUUUUGCCAAUUCCAGCAUUAACCCCGUAAUCUAUGGUUAUUACAAUGACAAUUUUAAAAAAGGAUUCCAGGCGGUGUGCAAUUCCUCAGCCUUUUCAGGUCUACUGCAGUGGCGAGUGUGGAGGAGGAUGAGCACAUGUCUUAGGAGUCGGAGGUCCGCGCAAGUAAUUGUCGAUGGUACCAACUGCAAAAAUAACAGUGGCUCCAACAACCAGCUGUUAUUUGGCAUGAGAAAUAGAGUCCACAAUGAUUCAACACCGACUAGGGAGGACUGUGUGGCGGCCGUGGCAAGGAGGGGUGCUUCGCAUCAAGGAAAUCCAGGGAUAGAAAUGGAAACAAUCAAAAAGAAAGGCAGCUGCAGUAAGGCGUUGCAAAAGGACAGCCCACUGUCGGUUUCACUGCAUCAAGCAUGGGAUAACUGAAUAUACACCAAACUAACCAAAAUGAAACAUUGGAUGAUCUUGAAAAAAAUG